Messenger RNA from Pectinophora gossypiella (pink bollworm), 1241 nucleotides. It is a transcript of the gene Tm2, whose product is annotated as tropomyosin-1. Gene Ontology annotation, biological process: actin filament organization; muscle contraction. Gene Ontology annotation, cellular component: actin filament. The transcript has 7 exons. Lineage: Eukaryota; Metazoa; Arthropoda; Insecta; Lepidoptera; Gelechiidae. The record is from RefSeq and is a predicted model, not a curated record. Gene Ontology annotation, molecular function: actin filament binding. The coding region runs from base 213 to 1067 and encodes 284 amino acids.
UCGCGUGUAAGAGCGUGACGACGAGUCUGUCGCGAUUGCGGUGUCGGAUCGGAAUCCUGGAUUUUUGGCACCGAAAAUAGUCGGGCGUUGCGCAGAGAAAACGCACGGGCGCGCGCGCAGUGCGAGACGCUCCGCCGAGUGAACAGCCCGCCCGUGAGGCCAGUAACUGGCGUAUUUUUUCGACCGGACACUAAGCAACACAAACCGCCACCAUGGACGCGAUCAAGAAGAAGAUGCAGGCGAUGAAGCUGGAGAAGGACAACGCCAUGGACAAGGCUGACACCUGCGAACAGCAGGCCAGAGACGCCAACCUCCGCGCCGAGAAGGUCAACGAGGAGGUCCGUGAGCUCCAGAAGAAGCUUGCCCAGGUCGAGGAGGAUCUCGUUCGCAACAAGAACCUUCUGGAACAGACCACCAAGGACCUGGAAGAGAAGGAGAAGACCCUGGCAACCACCGAGGCGGAGGUCGCCUCCCUCAACAGGAAGGUCCAACAGAUUGAGGAGGACCUCGAGAAGUCAGAGGAGAGGUCCGGCACCGCCCAGCAGAAGCUGCUCGAAGCUCAGCAAGCCGCUGAUGAGAACAACCGUAUGUGCAAAGUGUUGGAGAACAGGUCUCAGCAGGAUGAGGAGCGCAUGGACCAGCUUACCAACCAGCUGAAGGAGGCUCGUCUGCUCGCUGAGGACGCCGACGGCAAGUCUGAUGAGGUAUCCCGCAAGCUGGCCUUCGUUGAAGACGAGCUCGAGGUCGCCGAGGAUCGUGUCAAGUCCGGAGACGCCAAGAUCUCAGAACUUGAGGAGGAAUUAAAGGUCGUAGGUAACUCCCUGAAAUCUCUGGAAGUAUCAGAAGAGAAGGCCAACCAGCGCGUGGAAGAGUUCAAGAAGCAGCUCAAGACCCUCACCAGCAAGCUGAAGGAGGCUGAAGCCCGCGCCGAGUACGCCGAGAAGACCGUCAAGAAACUCCAGAAGGAAGUUGACAGGCUCGAAGAUGAGCUGGGUAUCAACAAGGACAGAUACAAGAGCUUGGCUGACGAGAUGGACUCCACCUUCGCCGAGCUGGCUGGCUACUAGACCGUCUAGACCUCCAACCACCAGCACUCCACACACACAUACAUACACCGGCACUACACUGCCGCACACUGUACAUCUACACUACACAAAUACACGUGAUGUAAUAUUUAUUAAUAUUUUAUUAUGUAAAUUUAUUUACGAUUUUCAAAUAAAACUUAAUUUAUAACAUCUAAA